AUGCGUCAAAAGCGAGCCAAGGCGUACAAACGUCUCAUGAACCUGUAUUCGCAGAAUUUCGGAUUCAGGUCGCCAUUUCAAGUUCUAGUCGGCCAGGACUUUCUGCUCGAGCAAGCCAACAAGCAGAUCGAUUUGGCGAAGAUGCUAUCCACCUGCGUACAAGGCGAAUGCAAGCCUAUGAUCACUCAAUGCUCCGUUGAAGCGUUGUACAAGCUGGGAAAGGACUAUCAGGGCGUAACGAAUUUGGCAAAGACGUUCGAGCGGAGGCGUUGCAAUCACCGUGAACCUAUCGAGGAGCACCUCUGUAUCAAGGAUGUCCUAGGCGAGACGAAUAAGCACCGAUACAUCCUGGCUGUCCAGCAUCCUCGACUCCGAUCGCAACUGCGAAUGAUUCCUGGUGUACCCAUCGCCCAUUUCAACGAUCGAGGUGUAUUAGUCAUGGAGCUACCCAGUGACGCUACGAUGAAGCAGAAAGACAUGUUGAAGGAGCAGCUGGAGCAUCAGGCCCCCUUGCUCGACAACAUCAUCGGAGCAACCGAAUCAAUCGAGGCCGUCUCGACAACAAUGCACAAACGCAGACAAGGGCCGAAGGCGCCUAACCCUCUCAGCCUGCGAAGAAAGAAGGACCUGCCUCCUACCGGUCGACUAAGCAAGAAGGAACUAGCUGCUCAGGAAGCCGCCAAAGCGCAGAAAGAUCGAGGCAAGAAGAGAGUCAGGGAGGAGGAAGACAAUGAG
Filobasidium floriforme is the source of this 735-nucleotide messenger RNA. RefSeq names its product Fcf1-domain-containing protein. The record is from RefSeq and is a predicted model, not a curated record. Gene Ontology annotation, molecular function: small ribosomal subunit rRNA binding. NCBI's taxonomy places the organism in Eukaryota, Fungi, Basidiomycota, Tremellomycetes, Filobasidiales, Filobasidiaceae. The annotation marks the transcript as partial. The transcript is spliced from 5 exons. Gene Ontology annotation, cellular component: small-subunit processome; nucleolus.